AUGUCCAAGACGAAGUCCGUUAGCAAGGCCAGCAAGGCCGACAAGGCUACCGACAAGGUCCUGUCCAAGGUCAAGGAUGCUGGUGUCACAAAGGCUUCUCAGUCACCCAAGGCUAAGAGCAAGGAGAUUGCUCGCAAGCUGAAGGCCAAGGAAGAGAAGACCUCUCGCAAGAAGAAGGAGCCUACUCCCAGCUCUGAGUCCGAGUCCGACUCUGACGAGGAGAUGGAUGACGCUUCUUCCAGUGAGAGCGAGAGCGAGGAGGAGAAGGUGGUCAAGAAGUCCGCUGCCAAGAAGGAGGAGUCUUCUGAAUCCGAAUCCGAGUCUGAGUCGGAAUCUGAGGAUGAGAAGCCCGCACCCAAGGCUAAGAAGGCUGCUGCCAAGGAGGAAUCUUCCGAGUCCGAGUCUUCUGAAUCCGAGUCUGAGAAGGAAGUGAAGAAGACCGACAAGAAGGCUGCCGCUAAGGAGGACGCCUCCAGCGAUGAGUCUGACUCCUCCGAGAGCGAGUCCGAGGCUCCUGCCAAGAAGGCUGAGUCCGAAUCCGAGGAUGACUCUGACGACUCUGACUCUUCCGAGUCUGAGGAAGAGAAGGAGGCACCCAAGAAGCGCAAGGCUGAGGAAGAGCCUGCCACUAGCGCCAAGAAGUCCAAGACUGAAUCUGCAGACAACUCCCCUAACCUUUUCAUCGGUAACCUUUCCUGGAACAUCGAUGAGGAGUGGCUCCGCCGUGAGUUCGAGAGCUUCGGUGAGCUCAGCGGUGUUCGUAUUAUGACUGAGCGCGAGACUGGUCGCUCCCGAGGAUUUGGUUACGUUGAGUACGCCGACGCCGCCAGCGCCAAGGCUGCCUACGAGGCCAAGAAAGACACCGAGCUCGACGGUCGUACUAUCAACCUCGACUACGCCAAGCCUCGUGAUGCCAACGCCCAGGCUCCCAGAGAGAAGGCCCAGACCCGCGCUCGAUCAUUCGGCGACCAGACCAGCCCUGAAAGCAACACCCUUUUCCUUGGAAACCUUGUCUUUGGUGUUGAUGAGAAUGCUGUCCGUGAAGUGUUCGAAAGCCAGGGAACCAUCCAGGGAAUCCGUCUCCCCACCGACCCUGAGACUGGCCGUCCUAAGGGUUACGGUUACGUCGAGUUCUCAUCUGUCGAUGAGGCUCGCCAGGCCUUGAACGACCUCCAAGGUACCGACAUUGGUGGACGUGCUAUCCGCCUUGACUUCAGCACUCCUCGUCCCCAGGGAGACGGCCAACGAGGUGGCCGUGGUGGUUUCGGUGGCCGUGGUGGCCGCGGUGGUCCACGCGGUGGUGGCCGUGGUCGCGGUGGCUUUGGCGGUCGUGGUGGCCGUGGUGGUGCUACCGGUGCCAACUCCACUAACCGUGGUGGUGUCGGAGAGUUCUCUGGCAAAAAGAUCUCUUUCGACUAG
This is a messenger RNA of Talaromyces marneffei, 1419 nucleotides long. RefSeq lists its product as uncharacterized. The coding region runs from base 1 to 1419 and encodes 472 amino acids. The record is from RefSeq and is a predicted model, not a curated record. Gene Ontology annotation, molecular function: mRNA binding. NCBI's taxonomy places the organism in Eukaryota, Fungi, Ascomycota, Eurotiomycetes, Eurotiales, Trichocomaceae. Gene Ontology annotation, cellular component: cytosol. The transcript is spliced from 3 exons.